Molecule: messenger RNA, 1638 nt
Organism: Lithohypha guttulata
Lineage: Eukaryota; Fungi; Ascomycota; Eurotiomycetes; Chaetothyriales; Trichomeriaceae
Exons: 7
Coding region: 1-1638 (545 amino acids)
Molecular function (GO): N,N-dimethylaniline monooxygenase activity; flavin adenine dinucleotide binding; NADP binding
Source: RefSeq, a predicted model, not a curated record
AUGAUUGCCAAGGAUACACAUUACGACGCCAUCGUAGUCGGAGCUGGCUUUGGUGGCAUCUAUAUGCUCAAGAAGCUCAUCGACCAAGGUCUACGGGUAAAGGUUCUCGAUGCGGCUGGAGAUGUGGGUGGUACCUGGUACUGGAAUCGCUAUCCUGGUGCAAUGAGUGAUACAGAGUCCUACAUUUACCGAUAUAGUUGGGAUAAGGAGGAUCUUCUGGAAUAUCACUGGGAUGAGCACUAUAUAAAGCAACCACAAGCACUAGCUUACCUUGAACACAUCGUCGAGAGGCAUAAUCUCCGGCAGUACAUGCAAUUCGAUACCGAGCUUACUUCAGCACAGUACAACGAAGACACGAAUGCUUGGGAGGUGUCAACCUCUACCAACGAGACCUUCACUUGUCAUUAUCUGGUUACAGCUCUUGGCCUGCUGUCCAAGAGAAAUUUCCCAGCUAUCCAUGGUUUGGAUAAGUUCAAGGGUGAAAAGUAUCAUACGGGUGGCUGGCCCAAGACCUAUGACUUCAAAGGUAAACGUGUUGGCAUUAUUGGGAAUGGCAGUACUGGUGUCCAAGUCAUAACACAACUAGGGAAGGAAAAGCAAGUGGCUAAGCUUAUCAGCUUUCAGCGUUCACCACAAUACUCUGUUCCUUCUGGCGACGGACCCGUGUCUCCUACCUACCGCUCCCAAAUAAACGAGAACUACGAAUCCAUCUGGUCUCAGGUCCGCAACUCCGCCGUCGGCUUUGGCUUCGAAGAAUCCACUGUUCCGUGCAUGUCCGUCACCCCAGCUGAACGCCAGGCUAAAUUCCAAGAGGCAUGGGACAAAGGCAAUGGCUUCCGCUUCAUGUUCUGGACUUUCAACGAUCUUACUAUGGAUCCUGCUGCGAAUGACGAAGCGUGUAAUUUCAUCAAGUCAAAGAUCAAAGAGACGGUGAAGGAUCAGGAAAAGGCACGAAAGUUAUUGCCGAACGAGUACUACGCACGACGUCCGUUGUGUGACGCUGGUUACUACCAGGUAUUUAACCAAGACUUCGUAGAUGUGGUCGCCUUGAAGGAAGAACCGAUUGUGAGGAUGACGGAGAACGGCAUUGAGACGACUAAAGGACACUAUGACCUGGAUGUGUUGAUCUUCGCCACCGGCUUCGAUGCCGUCGACGGUAACUACACCCGCGUCGCCGUCAAAGGCCGCAACAGCGAAUCCCUCUCCGAGCACUGGGCCACUGUCGGUCCAGAAUCCUACAUGGGCGUCUCAGUCGCCAAUUUUCCCAAUCUCUUCAUGAUCACCGGUCCCAACGGCCCCUUCAGCAACAUCCCACCCGCCAUCGAGAUCCACGUCGAAUUUAUCGCAGACACAAUCGCGCUCGCCGAGAAGAAUCACCAGCACCAAACACAACCACAACCCAACAACGAAAAGGGCGCAAUCGUCGAGGCAACGCUCGAAGCCGAACGAGGUUGGACGGAUCUCUGUAACGAGUACAGCAAGGAUAGUCUCUUCAGAAAGAGCCCCAGCUGGAUCUUUGGCGCGAAUGUGCCAGGGAAGAAGUAUAGUAGUUUGUUUUUCUUUGGUGGGCUGAAGGAUUAUAGGGAGAAGUUGCAGAAGAUGGUGGAUGGGGGGUAUGUGGGAUAUAAGCCGUUUUGA